Messenger RNA from Funneliformis geosporum, 366 nucleotides. Lineage: Eukaryota; Fungi; Glomeromycota; Glomeromycetes; Glomerales; Glomeraceae. The record is from the annotation of a GenBank genome assembly.
AUGACACACAAGCACAAUAAUAAACCUUCAAAGAAGGUCAAAAAUAAAAAUGUAGAAUACAAAAAUGUUAUAAUUGUAUGUACCAUUGACUUUUGUCAUUUGGGUUACAACGUAUGGGGCAAAAGAAUUAUCCGACAAACUGCUGGAUAUCCAAGUGGACUGGUCAAGAAGAUUACAGCUGGUCGAGAAGAUUACAUCUGGUCAAGAAGAUUACGACUGGUCAAGAAGAUUACGACUGGUCGAGAAGAUUAUCCGGAUAAUGAUGGGCAAGAACAUCAGGACAAGAAGAACAGCUGGUAUCCGGAUACUGCUGUCCAAGAGGAAUAUCCGGCCAGCUGUAAAAAAUCCGGCCGACUGCUGGACUAG